Messenger RNA from Dermatophagoides farinae (American house dust mite), 428 nucleotides. NCBI's taxonomy places the organism in Eukaryota, Metazoa, Arthropoda, Arachnida, Sarcoptiformes, Pyroglyphidae. The record is from RefSeq and is a predicted model, not a curated record.
CUCAGAGAACAUCAUUUUAAUUUUAACUAGUAUUAAAAUUGAAAUUAAAACCAAAAACAAAAAAAACAAUUUGUCAAAUGGUUUCGGUCGAAUCAUCCAAAACGAAAGAUAACGUUGAUCAUAAAAGAGAUGCAGAAGCAGCAACAACAACUACGACAACGAAACCUGGUAAAUGCCAUGAUAUACAGCAGCAGCAGCAACAACGACGACAACAAUCAUCAUCAUCAUCAUCAUCUAUUGACAAUAGCAACAACAAUUCUAAUUGCAUUAAUGAUGAAUUACCUGUUAUCGACUUUGUCGUUGGUCAAAAACAACAACAACAACAACAAUUGUCAACCAUAUCACAAUCAUCAAUUGAUGAAAACUUGAAACCAAUUCUUUAUACAAUCGUCAACAAAAAUCCGAUGUUGUUGUUAAUAGUGAUGUGA